AUGGAGAAGCUGUCGGAGGAUGGGCGUGGUGUCUACGAGCUUCUUCGGGCGGAUCUCGCGGUCGACCUCGACAAGCGGUUCCGCGACCAAGGUGCGGAUCUACUCAAGGCCAUGGAGAAGCUGAUUUCAACAAAUACUUCGACCCUCGACGGCCUGCUCUCUUCGCGCGUGGACGGGGUCCGCGACGAGUUGCUGAUGGAGAUAGAGCAGAUCCGGGGCGAGCCGUUGAAGGGGAGUACUCCUCCGCAGGAAGAUCCGUCUCCGUCGCGUGUGGCUGGGAAUGGUCGCGGCGGUGGCCCGACUGAUUCCCUCAGCUUCGACAACGAUUACCGGGGGAAGGCACAUAAUACUUAUGUUCCUCCUCCGGUCAGAGGUGCGCGUGAGUCCAAUUUUUCGUUCCGUCCUUCUCUGGGCCGCGAGUCGAGUUCCUAUGAUGCUGCUGAUUCGUUUGCGUUUGGUGCUCGCUUGGAAUUGCCGCGAUUUGAUGGCGCCAAUCCGCGUCUGUGGCAAACGCGGUGUGAAGAUCAGUUUAAGCUGUGGUGUACUCCGGCUCAUCGAUGGAUUUCUCUGGCAACGGCUCAAUUUGAGGGUGCUGCUGCUUGUUGGUUGGAAUCAAUGCAACGUCGACAGCCACAGGCUGAAAAGGAAUUGAGCCAUGACUGGACACUAACGCGGAGUGGAAAUCACGGUGUUCCAACCACUAUUGAGUGGUUGAAUGAUGUCUUACCAUCUGGUUCUCGAGUUGGUAUUGACCCGUUCCUUUUCUCAUCUGAUGCUGCUGAGGAAUUGAAGACUGCUAUUUCUGACAAGAAUCACGAGUUAAUUUUGAUUAGAGAUUUUAAUCUGGUUGAUGAGAUAUGGGGAGAAUCAAGGCCAGCGCCCCCAAAAGAACCUACCAGGGUGCAUGCCAUCAAGUAUGCUGGUGUUGACGUUGCAUCGAAGUUAUCUUUUGUCAGAUCACAGCUUGAUGAAAAUGGGUGUGACACUGUGGUUAUUUCAAUGCUUGAUGAGGUUGCAUGGUUGUUAAACAUGAGAGGAAGUGAUGUUCCACAUUCACCUGUAUUCUAUAGCUACUUGACUGUGGAGAUGAGCACUGCUACAUUAUUUGUAGAUAGCAACAAAGUAUCUGAAGAGGUAUUGGAGCACCUCAAGAAAGCUGGAGUAAAGUUAAAAUCAUACGAAGCAAUUUUAUCUGAUGUAGAAAGGCUGGCAGAAAAGGGUGCAAAACUGUGGUUGGAUUCUUCAAGUGUGAAUGCUGCCAUAGUCAGUGUAUUUAGAUCUGGUUGUGACAGAUACAUGGGAAAAAGAGGAAAGACAGGGAGGCAAAUUGGCAAAGAGGCAUCUUCAGAUGAUCCGACCACCAAAAAGCACGGUGUUCAGAAUAUGGAGUUAAACGGUCUGUACAAAGCCUCACCAGUCACCCUUGCCAAAUCAGUUAAAAAUGAGGCAGAAAUUAGAGGAAUGAAGAACUCGCAUCUAAGAGAUGCUGCUGCUUUAGCAGAAUUCUGGUGCUGGAUAGAGGAGGAAGUUCGUAAUAAUGUGGCUCUUACAGAAGUGCAAGUUGCAGAAAAUCUUCUUGAAUUUCGCCGAAAGCAAGAUGGUUUUAUAGAGACAAGCUUCGACACUAUUAGUGGUUAUGGUGCAAAUGGUGCUAUAAUACACUACAGACCAACUCCGGAUAGCUGCAGUUCUGUUGGAAGUGACAAUCUCUUUUUGUUAGAUAGUGGUGCUCAAUAUGUUGAUGGAACGACUGACAUUACAAGGACAGUUCAUUUUGGCGAGCCUUCCCCGAGGCAGAAGGAAUGCUUCACAAGGGUUUUGCAGGGCCAUAUAGCUCUAGAUCAGGCAGUAUUUCCAGAACGAACUCCAGGUUUUGUGCUAGAUGUUCUGGCACGAUCAUCUCUCUGGAAGAUUGGGCUUGAUUACAGACAUGGCACAGGUCAUGGAGUUGGAGCUGCACUCAACGUCCAUGAGGGCCCGCAGAGCAUAAGCUAUCGAUAUGGAAACUUGACAGCUUUACAGAAGGGCAUGAUUGUAAGCAAUGAACCUGGUUAUUAUGAAGACAAUUCAUUUGGCAUUCGUAUCGAGAAUCUGCUUCUGGUGAAGGAGGUUAAUUUAGCCAAUUCUUUUGGCGGCAUUUCAUACCUGGGCUUUGAGAAACUAACUUUUGUUCCGAUUCAGAGAAAGCUUAUUGACUUACCCUUGCUAUCACCUUCGGAGAUAAAUUGGGUCAAUGAAUACCAUGAACAAGUUUGGGAAAAGGUUUCUCCUUUCUUGAGUGGCAAUCCUCUCAACUGGCUGUUGGUUAACACAAGGCCUCUCUAG
Molecule: messenger RNA, 2325 nt
Organism: Triticum turgidum subsp. durum (durum wheat)
Lineage: Eukaryota; Viridiplantae; Streptophyta; Magnoliopsida; Poales; Poaceae
Source: the annotation of a GenBank genome assembly